Molecule: messenger RNA, 2097 nt
Organism: Neolamprologus brichardi
Lineage: Eukaryota; Metazoa; Chordata; Actinopteri; Cichliformes; Cichlidae
Source: RefSeq, a predicted model, not a curated record
UUUGUAGUCAGAUCAUGUUUAGUCACUGUUGAUGAAUAGCACAAUGAAUUGUGUUAUUCUUUGAAUGAGGAAGCAUGAUGCAUUUGUCUCUGAAUAACUUUGUUGAAGCUUAGAAGGAAAUGUUUUCACCCUGUUGCUGAUUUUGCACAGAUAAAUGGAGGUUAUUUCAAAAAUGCUACACUUUGAAAUGCCAUAGGAGGCGUGGGGGGGGGAGGGCUUUGCAUUUUACUCAUUUCAGUGAGCUGAACCAACAGAAAGUCUUUCGAACCUGCAGAGAAGAUGAAUGUGUGUACGUGCGGCUGCAGCGUGCGUGAGUGUGCGCAACAAGAGGCACAAGUGGGAGAAACAGCGAGCGUGUGUGGCAGACAGAUGGUCACUCAGUGGAGUUGUUCCCCAUCUCUCUCUCUCUCUGAUUCCCUUCUGGGUCCUACAUCCUCCCCCUUUGUCACCUCUCCAAAGUCUUACCUCAUCUUUUUUUUCCCUCUCUUCCACACCUUUUCCGCCCUCGUCUUCAUCGGUUAAGCCCGGACUUGGAUCCUCACUCACCGUGCCGCCCCUUAUCUUUUCUCUGUCUCUCCCUCUCUUCCCCUCCUCAGCUACAUCUCCGCUUAUUUUUUGCUGACGACAUCAACUUGAAAAUAUCAAGAGCUUUUUUUUUCUGAGUGUCAUUCUGGACCCUGUUGACACAGCACAAAGGACACUGAAGAGAUUUGGGGAUUUGUGUGGGGGUCAAAAAGGGGGAAACUCGAAAGAAAAGACUGACAGAUAUGACCAGCAAACCAAUCUGAGUCAAAACCGCCUUGAAAACAUAAACUAAAUUAAAAAAACAACACAAAACAGGUUUUCUUUCUGUUCUGAUAUAGAGUGUUUCUUUAGCCGUAGCAUGUUUAUUUAUUUUGCAGAUUGCCCAGAGUGACUAUUGUCCUUAGAAAUUAGAGAUAUUUGACUUAAAAAACAAAACUCAGGUUCAGUCAUGCACCUCGGGUCAGUCCACCCUGACAUCCUGCUCCUCCUGGGCAUGCUCCUGUUGUGGGGACCUUUGGGAUCCAGGGGCCAGAAUGACACAGAGCCCAUCAUCCUCGAGGGGAAAUGUUUGGUAGUGUGUGACUCUACGCCUUCGUCCGAGCCUGCCGGAAACGCCCUGGGCAUGUCGGUGCGCUCUGGCUCGGGUCGGGUGGCCUUCUCUGCCAGCCGCCAGACCAACCACGAGCCGACAGACAUGAGCAACCGCACCAUGAUCAUCUACUUUGAUAAUAUUUUGGUUAACGUGGGCACUCAUUUUGACCAAGAAAGUAGUGUGUUCCUGGCACCAAGGAGGGGGGUGUACAGCUUCAACUUCCAUGUGGUGAAGGCCUACAAUAGACAAACUAUUCAGGUUAGCCUGAUGGUGAACGGCUGGCCAAUGAUUUCGGCAUUCGCCGGGGACCAGGACGUGACCAGAGAAGCCGCCACCAAUGCCGGCCUGGUGAUUAUGGAGAAGGGCGACAAGGCCUACCUCAGACUGGAGAGAGGCAACCUGAUGGGAGGCUGGAAGUACUCCACAUUCUCAGGCUUCCUGGUUUUCCCCUUGUGAGAAAGAUAGAGGGUUGAAGCGCCGCAAAGUGAGAAUGAUUGAGAGAAAAAAGGGGAAGAGGUGGUGGGAGAAAAGAAAGGCUUCAAUCUGUAACCUUAUAUAGUGCAUGAAAAGAUGGCUUUUAUGCAAAAAUGAGAUGAUUGUUCAAAUGGACCAAAAAGAAAAUGAGAGUAGAUGGCAAAGAUAAUUUCUCUGAGGAAUUCAUUGGCUCUGUUUUGUUUGGGUUUUUUUUUUUAAUGUCUAAAUGCUUGUUAUAGGAGAUACUUUGUGGCAAAAUUCUAAAGUAGCCAUUUAAAACAUGGGCUUCUGUGCUAGAGUACCUAAAAGCUUCUGUUCUUAAGUGUUUCAACACUGCUGUGCUCCACAUGCCAUCCUGUCUAUGUUUAAAAAAUCUCUUUAUUCUAGUGUGCUGUAUGACUGCUGUUCCUCUAUAUGCCUGUUAGUAUAACGCAACAAAUGUUUAUUUACAAAGAAAUUUCUAUCAAAGACCAAAUAAAAUAGUCUAAAUCUGGGUCAGUAUUUCA